AUGGCAAGUUUGUCAGGGUGUCAAGCUGUCAAAGUUGUCGACACCAGGGUGCGUCGCAGCGUACUGCUUGGAUUCCUGCCCGAUGUCCAGGCGCUACUUCACCCUGCGCUCGCCGCUGAACCCCGGAGAAAAUCCAUCGAUCACUUGAACGAAACGAAGCAGCGGCUCUCUGAAGUCCAGAGAGCUUUCUGCGGAAUCCGGGCGACUGAAGCCGUCGUUUUACAAACAGAUCUCGACCAGAGAAACCUCCGAGAACUGGGACGAACGGAGGACGAUGUGGAAAUUCGGAAGAGGCCGUGGCUGGGUCGCGCCUUGGCUUUGCAUGCCCGCCUGCGAAUACGGGAAGCGGCCGACCAGAUAUGUGCGUAUCAUUCUCCUCCUCGAAGAAAGUUCAAGCGCAUCAACCUCGUCUGA
Messenger RNA from Hyaloscypha bicolor E, 414 nucleotides. RefSeq lists its product as uncharacterized. The coding region runs from base 1 to 414 and encodes 137 amino acids. Lineage: Eukaryota; Fungi; Ascomycota; Leotiomycetes; Helotiales; Hyaloscyphaceae. The transcript has a single exon. The record is from RefSeq and is a predicted model, not a curated record.